AUGUCUAUCAUGAAGAAGCGUCUCUCUGCGCAGCUAGAGCCUGCUCGCCCCAUAGGAUCCCCACCGGGAGUAUGGCAGGGAAUCAAAGCAAUUAUCAUGAUGUCAUGGCUGAACGUUCUUUUAGUCUGCAUUCCAGUAUCAUGGGCACUCAAUUUCGCGCUCCCGCAUACGGACUCCAAUGAUACCCUUAUUUUCAUCUUUUCUUUCCUUGCCAUCAUCCCACUAGCGAAGCUCCUAGCAUUCGCCACCGAUGAGUUGUCAAUACGGGUAGGACAAACGCUCGCAGGCCUGCUCAACGCUACACUUGGCAAUGCCGUGGAACUCAUUGUAGCUAUUAUCGCGCUCAUCCACUGCGAACUGCAGGUCGUCCAAUCGUCAUUGGUCGGCUCCAUCCUGAGCAAUCUGCUGCUGGUCCUGGGAAUGUGCUUCUUCGCUGGCGGCGUCAAGUUCUCCGAACAGGGGUUCGGCCAGAGCGCGGUACAGCUCAACUCAUCGCUCCUGACUGUGUCGGUCAUCGCGGUGCUCCUCCCGGCGGCGUUCCACGAGGUCGCGGGGAGUAUUAUCCCGGAUGACAAGGAGGGCCCGGACGUGCUCAGCUUCAGUCGUGGGGCUGCCGUCAUCCUUCUAUUCAUCUACGGAUCGUACCUCGUGUUCCAGCUCUUCUCGCACAAGGAGCUGUACGAGGACGGCGCGGAUGUGUUCCGGUCGACGAAUUACCCCGCGGGGCGCACGACGCUCCAGAAGCCGCGCUGGCUGCACGUCCCGGCACGCCGCCGGAACCCGAACGCGAGUGCGGAGCCGCUCACGCCGCCUGCGGCUGACAAGCAGAACUACGAGAUGGCCGGCAUGGCGAGCAGCCCCCGCGCGAUGAGCGACGACCCCGCGACCGCGAGCCCCGCCGGCUCCGUCAGCGAGCACACCGCCCCCGACAUGGAGGCGCAGAAGUCCGGCGAGGAGGAGGAGAUCGAGACGCCGCUGCUCAGUGUGCCCGUGACGAUUGGCUUGUUGGUUGUGGUCACGGUCCUCGUCGCCGUCACGGCGGAGUGGCUCGUCGACUCGAUUGACGGUCUGACGGAUAGCGGACAUAUCCAGAAGGAGUGGGUUGGCCUCAUUCUCCUGCCGAUUGUGGGCAAUGCGGCGGAGCACGUCACGGCUGUCACGGUCUCGGUCAAGGACAAGCUCACGCUGAGUCUGGGUGUGGCGGUUGGCUCGAGUAUCCAAAUCGCGCUGUUCGUCAUUCCGUUCAUCGUCAUCCUCUCGUGGAUCAUUGGAAAGCCGCUGACGAUGCUCUUCGACCCGUUCGAGAGCAUCGUGCUCUUCCUCUCGGUCCUCGUCGUCAACUACACAGUUCAAGAUGGAAAGAGCAACUGGCUCGAAGGCAUGAUCCUCAUGUGUCUGUAUCUCAUCAUAGCCGUCACGUUCUGGUACUAUCCUGGUGUUAGCAUCUCACAACAGAUCGCGACUCAGAGCCUGACGUGCUGAAGUGGGCGUGGCCACGGUCGUGUCUGCCACACCUCUCCUUCACUAUACUCGUCGCCGGCCCAUAUUAUUCUCCCCUUCUGGCAUCUCUCGCAGUGUCGUCUAAUUAAGGGUUCCUACCACUUCAUAGACACGGGUU
Molecule: messenger RNA, 1618 nt
Organism: Rhodofomes roseus
Lineage: Eukaryota; Fungi; Basidiomycota; Agaricomycetes; Polyporales; Fomitopsidaceae
Product: calcium/proton exchanger
Exons: 14
Coding region: 1-1482 (493 amino acids)
Biological process (GO): calcium ion transmembrane transport; intracellular calcium ion homeostasis
Cellular component (GO): fungal-type vacuole membrane
Molecular function (GO): calcium:proton antiporter activity
Source: RefSeq, a predicted model, not a curated record